AACGUGAGAGUGCAAAUCCAUUGGGAACGUUACAUUUCUACUAACAUGUCUGUUAUGUAAGCUACAUUAGGCGUGCAUACGUCAUUCACGCACACCUUAAUUUUACUGGGGGUAUAUUUACUACCGCUGCUGCGGCUGACGUGUGCUGUCCAUAUUCAUAUAACAUAAAACGCAGCAAGAAGUGUUAAUGUCGAUAAUUAGACUUGAUGUGGUCGGGGUUAUGAGUGGAGUGUGAAUGACGGAAGUGAUUCGGACUCGUGAAAUAAAUAUGAUUAUCAACCCCAACACAUGUUCACGUUACACACUGCAGUGUGUUAUUCAGUACAGAGCGAUAGUUUUAAAUGUUUCAAACAGCAUAAACAGAAAUAAGUGAGAGUUUUAAGAUUGCGAAAUUCCACUGGAGUUUAACAUCAGUGGGCGUGGGUGACCUAUAGCGUAUGAUAAAACAAACGCGUGGGUAUAUAACUCCGCUGUUUAAAUGUUUGUUUUUAUCAUUCGGAGAAUGAAACCGGAACAUUAGAAGCCUGGUGAAUCAGGGACACUGAAGCAGAGAAGAAGUUAUACAUACAACAUGGAACUGAACAUCGUAUUCUUCGUGUUGAACCUGUGUCAUUUCUGUGUUAUAACGGUUGGACAUUUCCGGAAACAAGAUGGUUGCCCAUCCUCACAAUGGUCCAUGAACAUUCCACGCGAGAGAUGUCUAAAAUUUUAUCCAGAAUUCCAUGACUUCGCACACGCCGAACAAUUAUGCCAGAAAGACGGGAGCAACAUUCCUUAUAUGGACAUCGAUGUUGAUGUGACGUCAGCAUUUCAAUAUCUUUAUUUAAAUUUCACCAAUUCAUCUUUUCAAUUUUGGACGAGAAAGCAUCAAAGUAGCAUAGGAAGGACUGUAAGCAAAAGAACAACAAACAAAGCGAAAAGUUGCGAAUUUAUAAAAAUGGGACGAGAAUGGAAUAUUUCAAGACAUACAAGAAAUUGUAAUGAAGACACAGCAGUGCUUUGUGAAUACAUAAUGAACGAUUCAACAUACAAACUGUUUCCAGAAGAUCUUUACGUUUUGGAUACCCGGGAUCUCGUCGCUAUAGGAGCUGGAAUAUUUAUUGUAGCAGUAUUCAGUCUCGUCGUUCUCAUGGACAUUAUAAAACAUAUCAGAAGUCCGGAACGAAAGACGACCGACAUCACACGUGUGUGAUACCCGUUUAGAUAGCUGUAUCGCUAGACAACGUGAAUUAUUUAUGGCCUAAUUUCUUACCCGAGACGAAAAUAGUACUUCUCGUUUCUCACGGGAUUCUUCGAAAUGCUCGCCUUUGCGUCACUCUCGGUAGAAUUCGUAAAGUACAUCAGAGAUUGCCGAACCUCAUCAGUUCGGCCUACGGUAGCCCUGGGCAGCUUGGCCUUCGGCUCACUUGACAUUGGUUUCCUGACAGCGAUACUCUCAAAUGGAAUGGAUCAGCUUCACAAUAGCUUCAUUGCUGUAUACCAAAGUAAAGAGAUUAGCUAAGUGUUUACCAGACAAAUUGACGCUUGGAAUCUAACAAGCUCAGUUGUCUUCGUGUUAUUACGAUUGUUGUUAAGCCUGUAAUAUGUAAUACUUCAUCGAUUAGGUGUAAUAUUGCAAUGAGAUCCGCAUUUGCAAAUGGAAUCAUUGAAAGCAUGAACAAAUCAAUAAAAUGUCGACCCCUUCUUACGCACCAUAGGAGAUCGGUCCUGAAUAAUGAAUGAUAACCUGAAUCAAUUUAACAAAUAGACUAAACAAGCUCUUUGCUCUCGCAAUUUUCAUAUGUUAUAUAUUUAUUUUCUUGUGAGACUAAUAUUCUACGGUCUACAGACCGGAACAUAUGGUUAGAAGCACACAUUCCAGAAGACAACCGUUUUGUGAUACUCAUAUUCCGAGGCCUACGGUCCUGGAACUUAUGGUCAGAAGCAAGCGCUGCAGAAGACAACCGUUUUGUAAGACGAAUUUCAGAACUUAUAUUCAAUCCGUGAUUUGUUUUAAGAUUUAGAGCGGGGUCUGAUGUGCCUGGACACUCGAGGAUUACUUGUUGUCAAGGCUUAUCUUGAGCGUAGUCACUUUAACCAAACCAUUUUUUACAAAACGUGGUCAAUGCAUCUAUAAAAACAUAAAUCAAACCUUCCAGCUCCUAUGCAUUGUAGUGAACAUUUUGAUAAAUUGUUACGUCGCUCGAUUUAAACUUCCAACAAGGUUUGAAAAGCUGAUGGAAGCUAACUUUUUAUACAAAUGUGAUGACGUAACAAGAUAGCAACGAGGAGAUUAUUUGAUUUGUUCUAAAGCGUCUGGUUACAUCCGACCCCGCUCAAUAGAAUACAACUGUUACAUACACCAAAUCGUCACUUACCAGAGACGAUAUACUGACAUGUCCUUAACAUUUGUGCCUUUUGCAAUAUUAAAUAAGGUUUCCGAUGUAGAUUUGUUUUCCUUGUAUUGUAUUCCUUAAUUACACAAGUUUCCUUACAAAGAACAAUUUAUGGAGUCUUCUUUUGAAUACACUUUGUCUUGGAGUAAGAAGAAUUUCGGAAGCCUCAUUUAAAUAAUUAAUUCACUUUAUCGACAAGAAAUUACAAUAAAAACGCAAUAGAACUAUGUCACAUUUAAAUGUUUCAUCUUGAAAUAAGACAAAUUUUGGAACCACUUUUAAAUGAUUAAUUUAAUUAACAAAAAAAACCCGCGAUUGAAGACGUCAAAGAGUUCCACUUUUCCAUAUUUUGAGACACGAUAAUGCUAUGAAUCUCACGUUAUUACAUUUCCUCUCUUCAGAAGAAAUCAUGAUACCUAAUCCCCCCCCCCCUCCCGUAUUUAAAACGUUUCAAACGCUAAUAGAAUAUACAAUCGAUGUGCAUUCAGAAUAAAACAUAGGAUGGAUAAAAGGAGUCUUUAUAAGC
This is a messenger RNA of Mizuhopecten yessoensis (Yesso scallop), 2901 nucleotides long. RefSeq lists its product as uncharacterized. Lineage: Eukaryota; Metazoa; Mollusca; Bivalvia; Pectinida; Pectinidae. The transcript has 3 exons. The record is from RefSeq and is a predicted model, not a curated record. Bases 572 to 1192 code for a protein of 206 amino acids.